GCGGCUCUGUAGCCGCGGGGCCGGGGCCCGGCGAUGGCGGCGCUGCGGCUGCGGCUGGCCCUGUCCGCGCUGUGGCAGCUGGCGGCGGCCGGGCGCGGGCUGGAGCUGGCGGGGCUGGAGGGGCCGCGGGGGCGGGCGGCGCGCUGCCAGCCCGUCGACAUCCCCAUGUGCCGGGGCAUCGGGUACAACCUGACCCGCAUGCCCAACCUGCUGGGCCACGAGAGCCAGCGCGAGGCCGCCCUGAAGCUGCACGAGUUCGCGCCGCUGGUGGAGUACGGCUGCCACGUCCACCUGCGCUUCUUCCUCUGCUCCCUCUACGCGCCCAUGUGCACCGACCAGGUGAGCGCCAGCAUCCCCGCCUGCCGCCCCAUGUGCGAGCAGGCGCGCCACAAGUGCGUCCCCAUCAUGGAGCAGUUCAAUUUCGGCUGGCCCGAGUCGCUCGACUGCGGCAAGCUGCCCACCAAGAACGAUCCCAACGCCCUCUGCAUGGAGGCCCCCGAGAACGCCUCGGCCGCUGAGCCCCACAAGGGCCAGGGCAUGCUGCCAGUGGCCCCCCGGCCCUGGCCGCCUGGCACUGCUGAGGGCCGGGGACCCAACGGCCUGGAGGCUUGCGACAAUCCUGAGAAGUUCCAGUACGUGGAGAAGAGCCUCUCCUGCGCGCCCCGGUGCUCUCCCGGGGUGGACGUCUACUGGUCCCGGGAGGACAAGGACUUCGCCUUCAUCUGGAUGGCCGUCUGGUCCACCCUCUGCUUCGUCUCCACCGCCUUCACCGUCCUCACCUUCCUGCUUGACCCCCACCGUUUCCAGUACCCCGAGCGGCCCAUCAUCUUCCUCUCCAUGUGCUACAACGUCUACUCCAUGGCCUUCAUCAUCCGCUCGGUGGCGGGAGCCGAGAACAUUGCCUGUGACCGGGAGAAUGGCGAGCUCUACAUCAUCCAGGAGGGGCUGGAGAGCACAGGCUGCACCAUCGUUUUCCUCAUCCUCUACUACUUCGGCAUGGCCAGCUCACUCUGGUGGGUCGUCCUCACCCUCACCUGGUUCCUGGCAGCUGGGAAGAAGUGGGGACACGAGGCCAUUGAGGCCCACAGCAGCUACUUCCACAUGGCUGCCUGGGGCAUCCCGGCCAUGAAGACCAUCGUCAUCCUCACCAUGCGGAAGGUGGCAGGGGAUGAGCUCACGGGGCUGUGCUACGUGGGGAGCAUGGAUGUCAGCGCCCUGACCGGCUUCGUCCUCAUCCCCCUCUCCUGCUACCUGGUCAUCGGCACCUCCUUCAUCCUCACGGGCUUUGUGGCCCUCUUCCACAUCCGGAAGAUAAUGAAGACGGGCGGCACCAACACGGAGAAGCUGGAGAAGCUGAUGGUGAAAAUUGGGGUCUUCUCUAUCCUCUACACCGUCCCGGCCACCUGCGUCAUCGUCUGCUACUUCUACGAGCGCCUGAAUGUGGAUUACUGGAACCUCAGGGCCCUGGAGCACGGCUGCCUGCACCUCCCCGGCCGGCGCGCCGCCAACUGCUCCUUGGAGGCCUCGGUGCCCACCGUGGCCGUCUUUAUGCUAAAGAUUUUCAUGUCACUGGUGGUGGGCAUCACCAGUGGGGUGUGGGUGUGGAGCUCCAAGACGCUGCAGACCUGGCAGAGCCUGUGCAACAGAAAGCUGGGCAUGAGGACGAGGGGCAAGCCCUGCAGCGGGGUGAGCUGUGGCGGGGUGCACUGCCACUACAAAGCCCCCACAGUCAUGCUGCACAUGACCAAGACAGACCCGUAUCUGGACAACCCGACACACGUCUAGAGUGGGGGCUGCCCCCAUCCCUGGGGACGGCCUGCCGGGGGAAGCCAGCCUCACGGCUGCGAGGAAUGGAAAAAACAAUAAACCCUGGAUGUGUUAUUUCAACUGAGCCUGGUGCUGUUUGGAGGAAUUGGAGGGGGUCAAGA
This is a messenger RNA of Tyto alba (common barn owl), 1928 nucleotides long. RefSeq names its product frizzled class receptor 9 (gene FZD9). Bases 34 to 1785 code for a protein of 583 amino acids. The transcript has 2 exons. Gene Ontology annotation, cellular component: plasma membrane. The record is from RefSeq and is a predicted model, not a curated record. Lineage: Eukaryota; Metazoa; Chordata; Aves; Strigiformes; Tytonidae. Gene Ontology annotation, molecular function: Wnt-protein binding; Wnt receptor activity. Gene Ontology annotation, biological process: canonical Wnt signaling pathway; non-canonical Wnt signaling pathway.